Molecule: messenger RNA, 1224 nt
Organism: Penicillium psychrosexuale
Lineage: Eukaryota; Fungi; Ascomycota; Eurotiomycetes; Eurotiales; Aspergillaceae
Exons: 6
Coding region: 1-1224 (407 amino acids)
Source: RefSeq, a predicted model, not a curated record
AUGACAAAAGGAGAGUUUCUUUACGAAUGGGACUGCCUGGGUGGCGAGUUAACUCCUGCGAUAGCAGGUCAAGAUUCAAGCGUCGCGCCAUGCCAACGAAGCACCCCCGAGUCCGCGUUUCCCACGCUCAAAGAUGCAUACGGACAUCAGCUCCCAUUUCCCCCAGGGCUAGACCCUCAUGCAAGUCGCCUAGAUCAUGUACAUCAGCAGGACCCGCUCGAUUACGGCCAAACAUAUACCAACGAUCGAAUGGAUUUCAAUCCCCGGACCCCACCGACCGGAUACCAGCAGCUUGUCCCUCACCGAGUGGAUGAUGGUAUAUACCCAGGUGCAGGAACAGUGACAGAUGACAAGGCAAGCAGUCCGCCCGAAUGGAGCCCGGGAAUGCAGUACAAGGUAGCCAGAGACACAACCGGUCGCAGAACAGGGUCUGCCAGCAUAUCCGACCGUAGCGAUGUCACUAGCUCGUCAAGAAGUGAUGUAUCCAUUCCCGAAAUCCACGUCGAGGAUCUGCAGGGAUUGAGUCUCGGGGAUCAUCCAGCCUCGCAUAUGCUGCUGCCCUAUGGGGCCAGCAGUCAUAGUCACUGCAAUGAUUCCAUUUCCGGGGAUACCCAACGAAAAAAGCAUGACAGAAAGGUGCAAAAGUCCUUGGAACCUGCAUACGUGAUCCCCGGCAGUAGCGGCGAACAUGACACACUGGAUCCUCGCUACAAGAGGCAGAGCGAUCCUCGGAGAUUUUUCCGAGUUGGCAGGGUCUUUUCGAUGCUCUGGCAUGAGAAUGCAGGCUGGCAUGGAACUAUCGUCAGCGAGAAGCUUCCCCCAUCGUCAAGCCCUUUCACACGGGGCAAGUAUCAAGAGCCCAUAUACAGUAGCAUCCGACGCAUGGUAGUGGUCAAAGAGCAGAAGGGCUGCUGCUGGUGUGUACCCAUCACUACCUAUAGUGGCCAAGGCGUGGCGAAAGCCGGGGUUGACCGCAGCAAACAUGCCGUCAUUCACAUGCGAGGCGAUAGACCUCGAACUGUGAAAUCCGAGCCCCGGAUGGCCAAAGAGCCUCUCGAGGUUGAUCCUGCCAGGCCUGAUCAGAAGCUAGAUUGCAUGUCCCGAGUGAACUUUGGCAAGGUUUAUACCGUCGAGCACAAUGUCAAAGUCCUCCCCGUGGGCAAGAUCACGGAAGCGUCUCGGGCGAGAUUCCUAGAAUACGCUCAGGGUGAGUUUAUCAACUAG